Condylura cristata (star-nosed mole) is the source of this 2068-nucleotide messenger RNA. It is a transcript of the gene MLF1, whose product is annotated as myeloid leukemia factor 1. The transcript is spliced from 8 exons. Gene Ontology annotation, cellular component: nucleus; cytoplasm. NCBI's taxonomy places the organism in Eukaryota, Metazoa, Chordata, Mammalia, Eulipotyphla, Talpidae. Gene Ontology annotation, biological process: regulation of DNA-templated transcription. The record is from RefSeq and is a predicted model, not a curated record. Bases 37 to 873 code for a protein of 278 amino acids.
GCCGCCGCUGCCGCCACCGCCGCCACUGCCGUCGCGAUGUUCGGGAUGCUGAACAGCAGCUUCGAGGACGACCCCUUCUUCUCUGAUUCUUUUAUUGCACACCGAGAAAGUAUGAGACAGAUGAUGAGAAGUUUUUCUGAACCUUUUGGAAGAGAUUUUCUUAGCAUCUCUGAUGGCAGAGGAAGAGCUCAUAAUCAUAGAGGACAUCAUGAUGGUGAAAAUUCUUUGGCUGUAUUGAAUUCUCUUGUGCCUUUUGGCAGUUUUGGUGGUGCGCAUACAGAUGUCAACCCUUUUCAGGCAAUGGACCGAAUGAUGUUAAAUAUGCGAAACAGUAUGCAGGAAUUACAAAGAAACUUUGGUCACCUUUCAGUGGACCCAAAUGGACAUUCAUUUAGUUCUUCUUCAGUUAUGACUUAUUCCAAAGUAGGAGAUGAACCACCAAAAGUUUUCCAGGCCUCAACUCAAACCCGUAGGGCUCCAGGGGGUGUAAAGGAAACGAGGAAAACAUUGAGAGAUUCUGACAGUGGACUAGAAAAAAUGGCUGUUGGUCAUCAUCUUCGUGACCGAGCUCAUGUCAUUAAAAAGUCAAAGAACAAUAAAACUGGAGAUGAAGAGCUCAAUCAAGAAUUCAUUAAUAUGAAUGAGAGUGAUGCUCAUGCUUUUGAUGAUGAGUGGCAAAGUGAGAUUUUGAAGUACCAACAUGGGGGGCACCGGCGCAAUCUGCGAAGUGUCGGUCAUGGGAAUUCUGGUUCCCAAGAAGUUAAAAGAAGGGAGAAACCUCAUCAAAAUCCAGCCAUUGAGAAGGGAAAGUCAAAUGCUUUUGUGGACAAACUCAACAUCAAAGGAUCACCUGUGAAAAUCAACAAAAAAUAAAUAGACUUGGCAUUUGAUUUAAUUAGCUUUGGUUGUUUUAAAGGAGAAAGUAACGGUGCUGGGCAAUAUACAUAAGACCAAUCCCUUGUUAAUCAAUAUUGUGCUUAUUAACAACUUCCUUCUGAUAUCUGAAUGUUCUUGGAAGUGCUAGCUUUAUAUUGUCCUUGCUUUAGUAAUAAACUGUUUUAAAACAAUGCAAAUAAAUUUUUAAACAUUCUAUAAAACUCUACUGUAAAACAUAUUACUUUUUACUGAUUUAAUUUCCCAGUUUUUCUGUUAAAUAUAUAUUCUCUUAUAUUCAAGAUUGAAUGUAGAACUAGAUCUAUCAUAACUAGUUAUAAGAAGGUAAAGUGUUAAAAAAAAUAGUCUGUUUUUCCCUAAAACUAUACUAGAGUGAAAAUAAAGAUCUAAAUAAUUUAUCAAAUUUUAUAGUAUACUAUGGAGCAUGCUAGCUUGACACUUUAAAAGAAAAUAAAGUAAAAUUAAAAUGGUACUUUUUUUGAGAAAUCAGUUACUUUGAUAAAAAAAACAUGAAUAACAAAAGAGAUUAUCACUUAUUUUCAAAGAGAGAUUUUAACUUGUUAGCGUGGGUGAGUUUUCUUAUAAUUUCUCUACACAUUGUAUUCUUUUUAUUCCACAUUACAUUCUUAACAUUCAUCAGACUUUCUAUUGACCUUUCUGUAACUUUUUAAGUUGGUAUUUUUCUGCUCUCCUUUCCCACAAACAGCUUAAUCUAUCUCCAUUCUAAAGUUGGAGUGCCCUUGGAGAAACUGUGUUCAGCCUUUCUGUGACAUUUAGAAAAUUCCUUUGGUAUUCUACAACGUAAAUGAUUGAUUGUCUCAAAAUUUCUCAGACAGGUGAUGUGUGUGUUUGAGCAAGGUCCUUAAUAAUUCACUUCUUCCCUUUUGUAAUUAUGUCAUUUAAAAAUCAGCUAUAGCAUUUUUAUUUUAGAGUUCAAGCAUUGUUCUGUUUUAAUAAAAGGUUUGAAGUUUAUGGAAAUAUAAAAUUUUAACUCUUGAGUUAAGUCUUUGUUCUUUAUGAAUUGUUUCUAUUAAGGGGAGAGGAAAGAAAAGAAAAUUCACUAGUGGGGGUAUCGCUGGUGGCAUAGAGGGUUAAAGACAGUGCCAUCAAGCUAACUCCAGACGCUGCAGCAGGAGUUUGAAAGCUGGCUGGUCAAGGAGCUGACCCACAUGGC